AUGGGUAUCACCUUGCAAGAUAUAGAGGUGAUGCUGGGGAUUCCGGUGGAUGGGUUGCCUGUCACUGGGAGGACAGACCAGCAAUGGAAUGUGUUUGCUGCUCCCCCAGCUGUGGACGCUGGUGAUGAAGUCAUGCAACAACAAGAGCGCUACCACCUACUUGUAUGGAUGGGGGCCUUGUUGUUCAUGGACAAGUCGGCGGACCGGGUCUCACUAUUAACUCUGCAAUUCUUCAACCCAAUCAGCAAUGUGAGACGGUACAACUGGGCUAGUGUAGCAUUGACCUGGCUCUAUAGGCAACUUUGUAGUGCAUUGAAGAAGGAUGCGAUGCAGAUUGGAGGAGCACUCUUGUUGGUGCAGCUAUGGGCCUGUUUAAGGUGGAGGGGGCCAAAGAUCACCGCAGAGCAUGCCACACACGUCCUUGCUGCAUACCGGAUGUCGCUGGCUACAUUACGGGCAGAGCAGGAAUGA
Quercus robur (English oak) is the source of this 471-nucleotide messenger RNA. RefSeq names its product serine/threonine-protein phosphatase 7 long form homolog. NCBI's taxonomy places the organism in Eukaryota, Viridiplantae, Streptophyta, Magnoliopsida, Fagales, Fagaceae. The transcript is spliced from 4 exons. The coding region runs from base 1 to 471 and encodes 156 amino acids. The record is from RefSeq and is a predicted model, not a curated record.